Messenger RNA from Ostertagia ostertagi, 639 nucleotides. The record is from the annotation of a GenBank genome assembly. Lineage: Eukaryota; Metazoa; Nematoda; Chromadorea; Rhabditida; Trichostrongylidae.
AUGAACGAAACACUAAUGUUUUCCUUACGCGAUACUGAGCUGUUCACUCUAAAGCCUGAUAGCCCCGUACCAAGAUUACGGGAGGAACUCGAAGCUGCCAUACCACAGACUGUUCCAAGGUUCACUUUGUCACUGCUGUUAAAACCACAUAUGAAGGUCCGCUUACGACUAGGUUUUCUGCCAUCGGACUACACUCUUCGAUCAUCUCUGUUACUCAUUAGGAACAAUUUGACGGUGAUUGAACCCGUUGUGGUGUAUGGCAGAGGGGCACGAAUCGGUAUGCGUGUGGAAAAUAUGGAAGCACGCUCAAAACAACCUCUACUUUUUGAAAUUCGUCAUGAUCAUCUGAGCGACUGCAACAAUCCCAAACGUUUGAUGCAUAAACUCAGUUCUACACUCACAGUUCGUCGUCCGUUUUCGGUGAUGAACUCAGGAGAGGUGCCGUUUACUGUGGUUAACAUGAGUAUCAACGGUGUGCCCUGUGAAAACCGUGGUUUUCGCAUCCUCAACUGCUAUCCGUUUCGUCUCCAACCGAAUGAGACCUAUUCUCUUGAUGUCGCAUACACACCAGACUUUCUGACUACUACAAAUGAGGCGGAUCUUCAGCUUUACAUGCAUAUGAAUGGCAGCUCAUGGUUA